UGCAAAAGGCUAAACUCAGUAACCCGAGCAAUCAUUGUCCUCAGCUAGCUGUCAUUACGAAGUGCUUCUUCUUCAAACUAUUUUCUUUAGGUUUUUAGUCUAUGAAGUAGAUUCGCGCGGGGAACAGCCAUGGGUGUUCGGUUCCUUGAUUACCUGACACCUUUCGUGUCAAUACUGCCCGAAAUAUCUAAGCCAGAGCGGAAGAUUGCGUUCAAGGAAAAGGUGCUAUGGACUGCCAUCACCUUGUUCAUCUUCUUGGUUUGCUGCCAGGUGCCUUUAUUUGGUAUUAUGUCUAGUGACUCGGCCGAUCCACUGUACUGGAUCAGAGUAAUUAUUGCAUCCAACAGAGGGACGCUUAUGGAGCUGGGUAUUUCUCCUAUCGUCACAUCUGGUCUUAUUAUGCAGCUCCUGGCUGGUGCCAAAUUGCUCGAAGUGGGGGAUUCUCCCAAGGACAGGGCUAUUUUCAAUGGUGCUCAAAAAUUAUUUGGUAUGAUUAUUACCCUCGGACAAGCCACAGUUUAUGUAAUGACAGGCAUGUAUGGUGACCCAGCAGACCUCGGUGCAGGUAUCUGUGUUCUAAUCGUCAUCCAGCUGUUCUGCUCCGGUCUAAUUGUCCUCCUCCUUGACGAGCUGUUGCAGAAGGGCUAUGGUCUGGGCUCUGGUAUCUCUCUCUUCAUUGCCACUAACAUCUGUGAGACUAUUGUGUGGAAGGCAUUCAGCCCCACCACUAUCAACACUGGACGAGGAACUGAAUUCGAAGGUGCCGUCAUUGCUCUCUUCCAUUUGUUGGCAACACGCUCCGACAAAGUGCGCGCUCUGCGCGAAGCUUUCUACCGCCAGAACCUGCCCAACCUGAUGAGCUUGUUUUCCACAAUCUUUGUCUUCGGCAUUGUGAUCUACUUCCAGGGUUUCCGUGUGGACCUUCCCAUCAAGUCGGCCCGCUACCGUGGUCAGUACUCUAGCUACCCAAUCAAGCUGUUCUACACCUCCAAUAUUCCCAUCAUCCUGCAAAGUGCUCUGGUCAGCAACCUGUACGUCAUCUCACAGAUGCUGUCCACUCGCUUCGCUGGUAAUAUCAUAGUCAGCAUUCUAGGCACGUGGUCAACAGCCGAUGGCUCUGCACGCUCGUUCCCAACGUCAGGUCUCUGCUACUAUCUUUCACCACCCGAGACGAUUAGUCACAUCAUCGAAGAUCCUGUGCACGCUGUUCUCUACAUCGCCUUCAUGUUGGGCUCUUGUGCAUACUUCUCCAAAACAUGGAUCGAUGUGUCCGGCUCCUCGGCUAAGGAUGUUGCAAAGCAACUCAAGGACCAGCAGAUGGUUAUGCGUGGACACCGUGAGAAGUCAAUGGUUCAUGAACUGAACAGGUAUAUUCCAACCGCUGCCGCAUUCGGUGGACUCUGCAUUGGUGCUUUGUCCGUACUCGCUGAUUUCCUUGGUGCAAUUGGAUCUGGAACUGGUAUUCUGCUGGCUGUGACCAUCAUCUACCAAUACUUUGAAAUCUUCGUCAAGGAACAACAGGAACUUGGUGGCAUGGGCACGCUUCUCUUCUAGUCAUUUUUCUGUUGACCAUUUUUCAUUUUUUUCAAGCAAAGAAAACUUUAUUAGAUCAAUACUCCCAUACCAGAACAUAAUACGUACAUGACCACUGCUGUACACAAAUAUUAUUCUUGCUAUCUGUGAAUGCAUUUAGAAUCUGCUGUGCUGUGCAGGGAACCAUUGAUCUUGUCGUUAUCUUGGCAAUAAGCCCAAGGCGACGGGAAUGAGCUAUUUGAUAAAGGGGUAGUAAAGUCUUGUACUAUCAUUUGUAGACUUGUUGCAUGUUAUCUUGAUGGCUCUUUUUUCAUACCAUUGAGAAGUAUUUUGUCCGGGGUUAAUGAA
This is a messenger RNA of Sycon ciliatum, 1881 nucleotides long. RefSeq names its product protein transport protein Sec61 subunit alpha-like. Bases 130 to 1554 code for a protein of 474 amino acids. Gene Ontology annotation, molecular function: transmembrane protein transporter activity; signal sequence receptor activity; ribosome binding. Gene Ontology annotation, biological process: SRP-dependent cotranslational protein targeting to membrane, translocation; post-translational protein targeting to membrane, translocation. The record is from RefSeq and is a predicted model, not a curated record. NCBI's taxonomy places the organism in Eukaryota, Metazoa, Porifera, Calcarea, Leucosolenida, Sycettidae. The transcript is spliced from 12 exons. Gene Ontology annotation, cellular component: Sec61 translocon complex; membrane.